AUGGAAUAACAAAGUCUAACUAAUAUUUAUUAUUAUAUUCCUUAAGAUUCGGAUGAUUCAGAAUGUCCCAAUGUUUUUAUUGUUCCUUUAAAAUUAGAAGAAGUUCCCUAAAAAGUUGAUGAAGAAGAAGAUUUUUUUGGAAGCUUUAAUGAUAAUUAAGAUUAAUAAUAAAAUGCUAAUUAUGUGCUAUUUGAAACAAUACUUGGAUUAAUUUCUAAAUAAUUAAUCUAAAACAAUAAAGAAAUAGAGAAUUCUAUUUUUAAUUGUUUUUUAGACUUAAAUAAUUCAAAUUCUUAUAUAGAUAAGAAAAUUAAAAGUAAUCUUUUUUAGGACUCACAUCACGAAAGUAUUUAUGAUUCUUUUUUUGAAUUUUUACAACCUUAAAAUGAAAAAAAUUGUUUUAAAUUUUUAAUUUUUUUUACAGUAAUAAUUUUUUAAAUAAAAAAAAUAAUUAUUUUUAAAAAUAUAUAAAAGAAAUUUUCAAAAACACUCUUUAAACUUUAAAAGCAAACUUCUUUUAUACUAAAUUUUUUAAAAAAAUUAAUAGAAAAGCAAGCAUUUUCUUAAAAUUCUUUAGACAUUUUAUAUAUAAUAUUCUUAACUAAAUUAAACUAUCUUUUUUUUUCAAAUUAACAAUAGGAAG
Ichthyophthirius multifiliis is the source of this 643-nucleotide messenger RNA. RefSeq lists its product as hypothetical. The transcript is spliced from 4 exons. NCBI's taxonomy places the organism in Eukaryota, Ciliophora, Oligohymenophorea, Hymenostomatida. The record is from RefSeq and is a predicted model, not a curated record. The annotation marks the transcript as partial.